CAUUAUUGCAUUGGUGGGCCCUAAACUCGCGAUGCAGCUAACCAGUUUGUAAGACAAACGACAGGGGUGAACCAAGACCUUGUAACGCCUCUUUCUUUAAAGCUAUCAACUUACAUAUAUACACCCGCCGAGGACGACCGUAUAAAAACAACCAUUGUAGUCCCAAAUCACAAUACAUCAUGAAUAAUAACCAACACCAGCCGGAACAAGAUAAUGUCGAAAAACACAUUCCCGCGGAAAUACAAGAUAUGUCUGACGAGGAGAUCAAAGUCGAAUUCCGGUCCAGCCAGGCAUGCAAAAGGUGCCUGCAAUACUUUCACCCGGAGCUGACGAGUCCCUCACCCGGUCGCCAUCUCCUGGUAGCUAUCGCAGAUGUACCACAUAAGAUACUGCAUGAAAACCCAGACAACCUUGCAGAUGGCAUCAAGCAAGGCUGCUGGUGGUGCAACCGGGUCCUCUUGGCGAUCCAAAAAACGCAUGGUCCGAUGACUAUCAAGCACUUGCUCAGGAUCUAUCCAGGCUUCCAUUCCUUCUCCCGUGGCCUGGAAGACUGGAAUGAGGGCAGCGCAACUUGUUUCCUCACGUGGAGAAUGACUGAGGGGUCGUUGCGUGACGCGGUGUGGUUUGGGCGUAAAGAUUGGGCGCGGUCCCCACGAGGCAUUUGUUUCAAGCCAGAUUCCACCCGCAGCGGGGAUCCAUUCGAGUAUCUCCCGCGUUGGAUGUACCGACUCGGCAAACUGGAAGGAAACACGGGCUCGCAGCGCACGAUGGAAUAUAUCGCAGCCCAAAUUCGCAAGUGCAUGGAGACUCAUGAGAGUUGUCGUGUGCCCUCCAAGUCUACUUGGUAUCUCCGGCGGCUAUUGCAGAUUCUGUCGUCCGACGACCGGGCCACUGUUACAGGGCUACGCCUAGUGGAAACGGAAGAAACACCAAUUCACGGCCCGUAUGCUACGCUUAGUUAUUGCUGGGGGAGUAAACCCAACUUGACUUUAAAGUUGGAUAAUUAUAAGGAAUAUCGCAUCACGGGGAUGCCGGCCUUCGUAAUACCGCAGCUGUUCCUGGAUGCGGCGUUUGUUACGAUGAAGGUUGGGGCUGGAUAUAUCUGGAUUGACUCAUUG
Messenger RNA from Colletotrichum navitas, 1118 nucleotides. RefSeq lists its product as uncharacterized. The annotation marks the transcript as partial. Lineage: Eukaryota; Fungi; Ascomycota; Sordariomycetes; Glomerellales; Glomerellaceae. The transcript is spliced from 2 exons. The record is from RefSeq and is a predicted model, not a curated record.